AUCUCUUAUCAAUGUUUAAAAUAUAUUUCAACAACAAAAAACAAUUAUUUUUCUAUUUCUUCGUAAUAAAAAUUGUGCAUUAUAAUUUAUAAGGUUAAAUCCAAAAUAAAAUUAAAAUCGUACACUAUAACGUCGUGGUUUUAAAACAAUAACAUCACAUUUGGUUGUGUAUUGUACAUUUAAACUACCAUCUACUGACUACUACUAUAACAUAGUACUACUGCCGCUACUGCUACAGAUAUCAUUUCAAUAUGGAUAUGCUAAAGAAAGCGUUGAGUGGUCAAGAUCGAGACAAUGAUAGUUCUACUGGAAUUUUACCUAAUGUUAAUCAAAUGUCAUCACUAGAAUGGUCUACUCGUAUCAAAGGAUUUAUUGCAUGCUUUGUAAUUGGAAUUUUUUUUUCACUAUUGGGUGCCACAGCAUUAGUUUUACCUCUACAUAGAAGAAUAGCUGUAUUUGGUAUUUUUUAUACACUCGGAAAUGUUACAUCGCUUCUUAGUACUUGUUUUUUAAUGGGACCAGUAAAACAAAUAAAAAAGAUGUUUUCAUCCUCUAGAAUUAUUGCAACAAUCAUUGCUCUUGCAAUGAUAGUCCUUACAUUAGUUGCUGCAAUUGGCAUGAAAAACGCCCCAUUAACUUUUCUUUGCAUUAUUUUUCAAUUUCUUGCAUUGACAUGGUACUCUUUGUCUUACAUACCUUAUGCUAGAGAUGCCAUUAAAAGCUCGAUGUCUACAAUCAUAGCAUAAUUAUUCAUUGCUUAGAAGUUAAUAAGUCAAUUAUAUGCAAAUUAAUGGUUAACUAAAAUUGUAAUCAUAGAUGAUAUAAUAUGAAAAUAGACUAUGAUAUCUACCGAUUUGUUAUAUUCCAGUACAUUGAUUUGUUGAAAUUUAUACUUAACUAUUUAGUAAUUUAAGUAAAUUCAGUUGUCUACCAAGUCAUAAUUUAUACAUUAUUGUUAUUAAUACUUUAUUGGUAUUAAUUUAAGACAUAUUAUUUGUAUAAACUUAAUUAAAUAUAUAGAGAAAUUGAUUAAGAAGCAAUAACUAAUGAGAUAAAAAAUGUUAUAUGAUACUGUUAAUUAUAAUUAUUGUCUUCCUAUAGAAUCUGAUUUUGUUAUUGUUUAAGAGAAAUAUUUCUAUUUUUUUUAUAGCUGAUUGUAAUUUGAAUCUAUUAACAACUUAUGUUCACUAACCAAACUAUGUCAAUUAUUAUAUUGUAUUAUGUCAAUUAAUUAUGAUACUAUGUCAAUUUAAUUUGGAAAUGUUAUAAAGUUAAGUUUAAUUUAAGCAACAAUGUAUCUUGUAUGUUAAAUUAUAUUUACGAAUAUAUUUUUUAGUUAUUUUGUUGAUAAAUACAAAAUUAA
Molecule: messenger RNA, 1363 nt
Organism: Aphis gossypii (cotton aphid)
Lineage: Eukaryota; Metazoa; Arthropoda; Insecta; Hemiptera; Aphididae
Product: vesicle transport protein SFT2A
Exons: 5
Coding region: 252-746 (164 amino acids)
Biological process (GO): vesicle-mediated transport
Cellular component (GO): membrane
Source: RefSeq, a predicted model, not a curated record